Molecule: messenger RNA, 2060 nt
Organism: Phycodurus eques (leafy seadragon)
Lineage: Eukaryota; Metazoa; Chordata; Actinopteri; Syngnathiformes; Syngnathidae
Product: regulator of microtubule dynamics protein 2
Exons: 11
Coding region: 356-1621 (421 amino acids)
Cellular component (GO): cytoplasm; mitotic spindle pole; spindle microtubule
Molecular function (GO): microtubule binding
Source: RefSeq, a predicted model, not a curated record
UGUUAGAACCGCCUCCAGCCAGGCUUCUCUUUAAUCUUCAGCAACAAUAAGUUCCACAAUAACGUCGACAUUUGUUGUGCAUUUGAAAUCAGGCGCUAUGUAUUGAAAUCGAAUUGUAAUCAUGCUUCGUGUUCAACACAGCGGUACAGUAUUAUUGUAUAACCUCGGCCAGCAACUUCGUUUAGGUCGUUGACUGGGAACGAAGCUAACAGCAACACGACUCAUUGCAACUGUAGGUAAAUAACAAGAGUGUAUUUUUCUUUUUCUUUUUUUUACUACAAAGCUAUAAUACUGUCGCAGACAGACAGGCGGUUUGUUCAGGCUUCGUCGAACUGCUGUCUGCUGGCCUUCAAGGAUGGCCCAAACAAACAGCAAAGUCCUGAUUCUGGGCGCAUUGGCUGGAGUGGCUGGCAUUGGCUUGGCUGUGGCAUGUUACCAGGGCUAUAAGAUGAGACGGAGAGCCUCAUUGCCAGCGCGUUACCUCUGCACUAAUAACGAACCUACACUGGGCAUGACGUUAAUGAAUAGUCCCGGUCUACCUGGGGACCAGAUUGAGGUGUUGGACCGCCUUGAGGCGCUACUUCAAUGUGUGUCAGAGCUGAAGGAUGAGAUGAAAGCAUUGAAGAAUGCCUUGCCGAUGCGGCAUGGUCAAGUUGGCGAAGAGCUUGCGGGAGGUGAUAGGACAGAGGCACAUCGAGCUGCUUCUCUCCAUAGGACCACACCAACACGGAGGAAAAGGGCUGGAGGCAGCAUCGCUGGGGCCAUACCAGGGGGGCGAAGCUCUGAAGAAGCGGAGAGUGAGGGAGGGUAUAUAACUGCACUGACUGACUCAGAUGAAGAGGAACAAAGCGAUGAUGAACAGUGGGAUGAAAGGCAGGAGACAAGAGACAAGUUAACUUGCUUACUUGAGAGGAUCGACUCUUUGCAUCAGGGCACAGACUCUGACAAAAGAGAAAGUCUGCACAUCUUAACAACACUACGAGAGGAGUUUGGACAGAACUCAACAUUUCUUUGGCGUCUAAUCAGAGCAUAUUGUGACGUUCAUGACAUCAGCACCACGCUUGAAGAAAAGAAGAAUCAUGCAGAAACUGGAAAGAAGGUUGGUGAGGAUGCAGUGGCGCUGAAUCCUACAUGUGCUGAAAGUCACCAGUGGUAUGCCAUCAUGUGUGGAAUUAUGGCCGAAUAUGACACAGUGCAGAACAAGAUCAAGAAUGGCUACAUUUUUAAGGAUCAUCUGGAUAAAGCCAUCGAACUGAAGCCUCAAGACCCCCUGUCCUACUACCUGCUGGGACGCUGGUGCUACGCUGUAGCCCAGUUAUCUUGGCUUGAGAGGAAAGUUGCUGCUGCAUUGUUUGGAGAACCUCCCAGCGCCACAGUUGAAGAUGCACUGAAGAAUUUUCUCAAGGUUGAAGACAUCCAUCCAGGAUAUUCCAAACUCAAUUAUGUUUUCCUUGCUAAGUGUUACAGAGACGUAGGGUAUAGGAAGAAGGCGAGGGAGAUGUGUGAAUUGGCUGCGUCAAUGAUGUCGGUUUCAAAAGAGGAUGAAGAAGCACAGAAGGAGCUGGACCUUCUCUGCCCCGAACUUGGAGUGUUAGACCCUGAAGACCAACUGGAUCUGUAGCUUCUACUGCUAUAGACAACGUGUGUAUGCAAUGAGUGCACUGAGACCAUUAGAGUUCUCUCAGUGAGAGGCAAGUUUGUUGAGUUGCGUCAUCACUGGGAGCAAAUUGACUGAGUCAGUGUUCAACUGAAGAAGAACAUGAUGAUCUGCAGGAAUAUAGUCAGUUUAUUGUUAUGGUUGGUGUGGCUGGGCCCUUGUUGGAUACCUGGGGUCAUCACUAUAUUUCACAUAAUAAUUAACUCCUUCACAGUGUGGAACUUGUUGCUACUAACUGUUCCGUCCUGUUUGUUUGUGAACAACAUCAACAACAAAAGGAGCAAUUACAUAACCAAAACAGUCGGUGACUACUUGUUGUCCUGUCCUUGCUGAUACCUGGCUUUCUUUUCCUGCAACCAGCUCUUUGCGCCUAUCUGACUAAGGGUCAUAUUCUCCUCUUCAU